This is a messenger RNA of Telopea speciosissima, 11262 nucleotides long. Its product is annotated as ankyrin-2-like. The transcript is spliced from 26 exons. The record is from RefSeq and is a predicted model, not a curated record. NCBI's taxonomy places the organism in Eukaryota, Viridiplantae, Streptophyta, Magnoliopsida, Proteales, Proteaceae. The coding region runs from base 1 to 10947 and encodes 3648 amino acids.
AUGACAUCUGUCAUACAGGUGUCUGCAGAACCCAAGAUAGCUGGUGUUGGUGAGGACACCGAAAAACACAUUAUAGAAGAAUGCAAAAAUAUGGCCCACUCUACAGAAUCAAUGAAGGAACCACUUAAAGAGAGCAGUCACAAAGGUGAAAUCAUGAAGCAGCAUGAAGAAGAGGUUCAUAAAGGACUUGGCAUAGAGUGUGAGGUACAUAAAGGACUUGGCAUAGAGUGUGAGGUCCUUGACAAAUUCAGUACAGGUGAGAAUACAGAGAGAGAAAAAGUAGUAGAAAAAAACGCUAUCAAGGGCUGUCAAGAAGAAACAGUAAUAGAAAGCUGUCAGGCAGAUGAGGUGACUGAGAGACUUGAGGCAGCAGGUGCAGGAAGGGAACCUAAAAGAAUCAUCUCAGAGGAGUAUGGUGCUGUCACAGACACCUGUAAAUUAUCUGCUGUAGGAGCAACAGUUAAAGAGAGCUCUGAGGAAGAUGAAAAAGAAGCAGAAAAACUCAAAGAAGAGGUUAAACUCACAGAUUCUGAAGUGAGGACUUCAAAGGAUAUGGAAGAUACAAACACAAAUGCUGAUGCUACUGGUGUUACAGAAGCAUUAAGGGAAGAAAUGCUGCAGAAAGAGCACAGUCAGAAGUUUGUGGUGUAUGACGAACAAGUCAAAGAGAAGGACCUCGAGGAAGCAGUAAACAAAAAUGAAAGGUUUGAAGCUGCAUCUGCCAGAACUUCGCAGGAAGUUGCACAAGAAGAGAAGCAAGUGGUAGAUGGUUCCAAUCUUGCUUCUGAGGAGAAGAGUACAAUAACAACUGAAACAAGCUGGACAACUUUACACGAUGUAGAUGUGAAAGGAGUGAAGCUCGAGGAGGUCCCCAACCCAAGUGACAAUGAAACUCUGAAGAAAACAGAAGUUGUUGGGCAAGAAGUUGAAACCAUGAAUAAGGAGGCCUCAAACAAAAAACUUUCCUAUGAUGUUGAAGAGGUGAAAGGACUUGAUCAUUCUCAGGAGGAUGAGAUAGAGGGCAAAAAGUCAAGUGAGGAGCCUGAAUUAGAGCUUGGAGAACAUGUCCAUGAAAAAAGCAGGGGAACAACAGAUCAAAAUCAAGAGGCUCUUCCUUUUAUGGCUGAUUCGAUGGGAGGAAGCUUGAAAAUAGAUGUCACAGAUAUUAUAGAGGCUUGUAUCAAAGAUGCAAGCACAGACAAUGCACCAACUAAACAGGACAUAGAAGAGGGUGGCUUUGACGGAGUACCAUUGAAGGGGCAAGAGAAGUCCUCCCUUACAGGGGGUAUGGAAACGGGUCCAACUAUAGUUAACCCAAGUGAAAGGACCGAGGAAAAGAAACAAGAGGGAGUAGACAACCCAGAAGAUAACAACACAGACUCUCUCACAAAGGCUGAGGAGAGUUUAAAGACUCAAAAUGGUGAAGAGAUCAUAAACAACAAUGAGGGUACAAAUGAAAUGUUUCAUAUCCCACUGGCUGGAUUCAUAACAGAAGACACAAGCUUGGACAAACCUGAGCAGGAAAGUGGCAAUAUUGAACAAUUAAGUCAAGAAACAGUUAAUUCAAAUGAAACAUUGAACGGUGAAAAUCCAGGUGAAAAUGAAAACCCUAAUGACGAUGUGGAAAUCCCUCUAGUCACAGAAGAAACAAGAUUAGACAAGUCUGAACAUGAACCUGGGAAUCUUGAAGAGAUCUCCAGCAGUGAAUUGGAAGAGAAAAGUCAAGAAACAAAUGAUUCAAAUGAAAAGAUGAAAGAUGAGAAGCCAUUUGAAUAUGAACUCUCAGAUACUGAAGAUCUGGAAAGCCCUCUAGUCACACCAGCAACAGAAGGCUCACAUUUUCAACAACAAGAUGAGCCUGAAAAAAUAGAAGAAGCAUCUGAGGCUGAGUCAGUAUAUAUUGAGAAGGAUAAAUGUAAUGAAGCAGAAUCUCAGGAUAAAAUCCUUGAGACAGCUGAAAGCACCAUAAGCGAGAAGGCUCAGGAUGAUGAGAACAUUGAAACAAAGCUUGAUGCCUCCUCCAUUAAGGAUGAGGAAGGUUUACAAGGGGAGAGUAAGGAGCUGGUUUUUCCAUUGAAAAAUGCUCCAAUCGAGGAAAAAGAUGAUAAAGGAUCUUCUGUUACAGAAAUCAGAGACAACAUUGAGGUUACUGAAAUAAUUGAGGCUGAAGAGAAUUGCAGAUGGGAAGUCCCAAAAGACAUGGAAGCUUCAGUACACAGCUUACAGACAGAUGACACAGAAGAGGAAAAACUUGAAAAAUCCUUGGAUAUGGUGUCUGAGGUAGUUGAACCAGCUGCUUCAAAUGCAGAGGCUGAAAGAAGUACCACAGAAAAAGAGGAGGAAUCCGUUAAGCGAGAAAGUUUCAACGAAGAAAGUAAGGAAGGGAACAUAAAUUGGGAUGAUGAAGCAAGGGGACAUAAAAUGCCAAAAGAUGAAAAUCUUGGGGCAGUUGAUCAAAGUCAAGAGAGAGAAACUAUGGAAGUAGUGAGUCCAAAUAUGGAAAUGGACAGUUUACUUAGUGCCCAUUCAUUGGUCGAAGGAGCCAUACAAGAAGCAUGUGAGCAGCAAGAGAAAGUCUCCAAUCUUGAAGUGGAUGAACAAGUUCACGAAGAAAAUAGAAAUGCUCUGGUAGAUGAUAACCAAAUUGAAGAAGAAUUUAGAGCGAGAGAAAACAUGGACAGCACAAUCUUGGAGAAGGAAACUAUAGAUGGUGCACAAACAUUGGAAUUGAUUUCACAACUAAGUGAAAUGGAAGUUGAGAAAACUGUCAAGGUUUGCGAACUAGACUCAAGAGAGAAAUCAACAGAAACUAAUGCCAUUCAGAAAAUAGAAGAGCAGACCGAAAAGAAUGAAGAAACGUCUGAAAUAGUAAUGGUUAAAACAGUGACAGAAGGUAAAGUAGAGAAAAUGAUCAUAGACGAAGACAGUUGCAUUCCAGAUCAAGGAACUGUAUUCUUUGGAAAUCAAAAAGAUGGCCAAAAUAGUGGAGUAGAGGAAAAGAAGGAAGUCUCAGAAUUCAAUGGUGAAGAGCAGAAUUCCAAAACAAAUGAUACUGACAAGGCUACCAAGAAUGAGAUCAUAAAUAAAGAGGUGGCGGCAGAACCCAAGAUAACUGGUGUAGGUGAGGACAUUGGAAAACACAUUAUAGAAGAAAGCAUAGAUAUGGCCAACUCUAAUGAAUCAAUGAAGGAAGCACCUAAAGAUUGCAGUCAGGAAGGCAAAAUCAUGAAGAAGCAUGAAGAACAGGUACCUAAAGGACCUGAUACAGACUUGGAGGUCCUUGAGAAAUCCAGUACAGGUGCGAAUACAGAAAGACAAAAAGUAGUAGAAAACAGUGCGGUCAAGGACCACUCUGCACCAUCUAUUCGAGAAGAAUCAAUCAUAGAAAGCUAUCAGGAAGAUGAGGAUUCUGAGAGACUUGAGGCAGCUGGUGUAGGUGGGGAAACUGAAAGAACCAUUUCAGAGGAGAAUCGUGCUGUUACAGACACCUGUUUAUUAUCAGUUGUCGGAGCAAUGGUCAAAGAGAGCUCUGAGGAAGAUGAAAAAGUGGCAGAAGAACUCAAAGAAGAGUUCACAGCCUCUGAAAUGGGUACUUCAAAGAAUAUGGAAGAUACCAACACAAAUGCCGAUGCUUUUGGUGUUACAGAAGCAUCAAGGGAAGAAAUGCUGCAGAAAGAGCACAGUCAAAAGUUUGCGGUGUAUGAAGAACAAGUCAAAGAGAAGGAACUCGAGGAAGCAGAGAAUAAUAACAAAAGGUUUGAAGCUGCAUCUGCCAAAACUUUGCAGAAAGUCGAACAAGAAGGGGAGCAACUGGAAGAUAGUUCCAAUCUUGCUCCUCAGGAGAAGAGUCCAAUAACAACUGAAACAAGUUGGACAAGUUUACAGCAUGUAGAUGUGAAAGACAUGAAGCUUGAGGAGACCCCCUACCUAACUGACAAUGCAGAAACUAUGUUGAAAGUGGAAAAACAGGAUGCAGAUGAAGGCAAUCAAGUAAUCGAGUGUGAAAAUAAAGCAGAAUCUUCUCAUACAAUCACAGGAUUUCAAUAUGAAGGCAUUGACACAACUACUGGAAAAGAGAUCACAGCCACAAAGGCUCCCUUAGACAACAGAUGGGAAAAAAAUCUUCAGGGAUAUUCAACACUGGGUCCAAAAGGACAAGAGCUUGAUUCAAUUGAAGAAAGUACAGAGAUAAAGAAUGAGACUCCUAAACAAGAGAAGAACUUGGAAAUUCCUUAUCUUGCAAAAUCAACAGGAGAGAUCUCCAUACAGAAAGAAGAGCCAUGGAACUCAUGGAAGCAUGAGGAUGUCUCUAAAAUGGGCACUGACAAAAUUGGGAUGGAGAGCUCAAAUGAAGAACUUCAUGAAAAUGACAGUGUGAAGGAAAACAAGCUCCCUGAAUCACAUCCUGAAAAGAAUAUUUCUGAAUCAAAAGAUGCUAAUGAAAUUCUUAUGGAGGAAACUACUGAACUAACAAAGCUCAGAGAAAAUAGCAGAACAGAGACUCGGAAGGAUGAAGGCAAACUGCUGGAAAGCUCAGAGGAGGGUGAUAUGGAUGGUGAGAAGCCAUUUGAUGCAGUGGCUAAGGGUGUUGAGACAAGCAGUUCAUGCACAAACAUCAAGAAGGAUGUCCUAGAUCAAGAGUGCCCUAUUAAGAACAUCGAAGAGAUCCCUGCCGAAGGCAGAAUAGAAGGUGAGAAAGUUGAAAACGUAGGAAUUAAGUUGGAGGCUGGAGAUCAAAGUCAUGAAAGAAAUGAAGGUUUUGAUCCCACAGAAAAGAGGGCUCUUCAAGAGAGUAUUGAAGAUGUUGAUCCUAGUCAGAAGCUAGAAGGGACAUAUGAAACAGUGGCCGAAGAUCAAAGGCAUGAGACACUCCCCCAAGUCAAACACAAAAUCAAGGAGGACAAUAGAACAGUGAAGGACUACAUUACUGGAUCUGAUGAAGAUCAAAUUGCCAUGCAAAGACUUCAAGAAAAAGAAAAGGACAGCAUGAACCCUGAGGACACAGGACACAAACCUGAGGCAGAACUUCAAGCAGAAAAGGAAGAUAUCCAUAAUGAGGUUACAAAGACUGUCAUUUUGAAUGAAGUGGCACGUAACGGAUAUGAUAAAGCUGAAACAAGCCAGAAUAUAAGCAAAUGGAGCAUAGAGGAAGAGAGCACUGCCAAGGGCCUCCAUACAGUAUCCAUUGAAGAUGGAACAGUUAAUGAGGUGCAAGAUUUUGCUCUUUUAUCCAUUGAGAAGUGCACCAAAGAAAUAGAUAAUGAAGUGAAGAAAGAAAAAUUGGAUUUAAAGACUGCGGAAUUCCCAAAUAAGAGACCUGAACCUUCUCCCAUUACAGAAGCAUCAGAUGGAGAUAUAGCACAGAGGCAAACUAGUGAGGACUAUGUGGACAUCUCCAAGCAUGUACCUGAGGUAUCUGAAGGAAUCUCUAAGGAAGCAGAGAAAAGUAAUGACCAGCUCAGCAUCAAAUCCAUUACAGCGAUAACGGAACAGAUGACCUCACAGCCACAGAAGAGUGAACUAGAAGGUUCAAAGCUUGUAAGGGAAUCUGAUAUUAGCUCUGAAGAAAAGUUCCAAGGAACAGUUGAAACUAGCUCAAUGGAUGAAGAGGCCAAAAAGGUGAAGCUUGAUCAAAACUCUGAUUCAUUGAUCCAACCUCCCUCUGAAGGUGAGAACACGCUCAAGGAGAGUCAAAAAUUGGAAAAUAUACAUGCAUCUGAAGUAGAAGAAGAAAUGAAGAGAUCUUUAGAUGAAGUAGCUGGAUCUGAAUAUCAAGCUGUCAAAGCAAUCACUGAAGCUGGGAGCACAGCUAAUCGACCUCCACUGGUUGAAGAAUUAGAAAAAAACCUUCAGGAACCCCCUGUAUCUGAUUCUGAACAGGAGCGUGGAAGCACAACCACAAACAAGAAAAUAAGAGAUGAGAUGCCAGAGGAAGAUGAUGGGGAGAAGAAUUCAAUUGGUCAUUUUACCCCAGAGGAAACAGAAGACGUGUGCCUCGAGAGAAAAGAACACAUGGAGCUUCAACAGGCAUCCAAGAUGGGGUUCCAAGAUAUAAAGAAGGGAAGUCCAAAUGAACAGGAGGAAAAAGGUGCAAAGCCAGAAGAAGCUCUCAAACCAGAUUCUGAAACACCUGUCUCUGCAGCAAAAGAUGAUUCAUUUGUAGAGAGAGAGAAAAAUACAGAACUGAAUGAGGCCAGUGAUUUUGUCAGAACUGCGACUUCAAAGGAGGAAGAAAAUGAAAAUUUAGUUUCACACAAAGAAGAAUCAGAAAGCAGAAAGCUUGACAUUCCCUUCAAUGAGGUGAGUGGAGAACAUAAUACAGAUGGUCAAAAAGUUAAAACUGAAAGGGACCUCCUGGAGAAAUAUGACCGUGUUAAAACACCUGAAGAAACCCUAGAGGAAGAGGCAAAUGCAUUUGACGCCAAAUUAGAGGCAGAAAUUUCUCAUUUUAUAUCAGAGGAGCAGGAAAUAGAUUCACCAUCUUCCAUUGACAAAAUAACCACUAGCAAGAUGAAGGAUGCAGCAGAUGAGGAUCUUGAUGCUUCACCAGCAGACGAAGUACUAGAGGAAGAAGCAGUCAAUCAGCCCCAGGAGGUCACUCAGCUUGUGCCAGAUGAACCGAUACAUGUAAUCAACGACACAAAUGAAGAGCACAGAGAAGGUGGCAUUAUGGAAGACUUGUAUCCAACAGAUCAGGUGGUUCCAACCAAUGACUCCAAUGCUCCAUCUCUCAUCAAAGCUUCACAAGAACAAGCAGCAGAGAAAAGAAGCCAGAUGACUGAAGAUGAUGAAAGGCACACUCUGGAUUUUGCUAAGCAAGCAAUAGAUGAAGUAAACCUACCAAACGGAGCAAUGGAUGGAGAUCCAGCUAAGGAUGAGGCCGCUGUAAAAGAUAUUUCAAACAAGGAACAUGAGAAGAUGGACGAUUACAGGUGUGUUCAGGAAACAAAUGCAAAUGAGGGGGGAGAAGCCCCAAUGCCAGAACAGGAAAACAUAAUGGUUUUCUCAUCUGUCGAACAAGCAACUGCAGAGAGAAAUUUCAGGGAUAACCCUAACGAGCAUGAUACCACAAGUAACGUGGUGAUGGAAAACCAGAACAACUACCCACCAUGUUUUGGUGAAGAAACAGUAAAAAGCGUUCAUCAAGAAGACGACAUGGGGGGGAAGAAGGAUGACGAGAUAGCAACUAAAUUGGAAGUUGAAGAUAAAAGCCAAGCAUUAAGGGCUAUAGAAGAGCAGGAAGAUCAAAUAAAUGCAGCAAAUGGGACCCCAAAUUGUGAAAUUUUAAAUGAAAAUGUGUCAGAGGGGCUAGAAAAAGCUGGUGCUAGUGCGAUCAUAGGAAAACAGAUUAUGGAAGAAACCCGAAUGGUCAAGGACCCAUCCCUAGUUUCUACGGGAGAAGAAACAUACAAAGAAAGUCAACACGAAGUUGAAAAGGAGGGAAACAUGGUCAAUGACACAAAAAUAAAACGGGACCUUGAAGAUCAGAGUCAGGGACUGGAAGAUGAAGAAGAUCUAAAAGACAAAGCAAAUGAGGUUCAAACAAUACCUGUUAUACAGGUGUCUAGUGGAUUUGAAGAUGCUGGAUCAAGUAAGAGAAUAGAAAGGCAGAUCACAGAAGAGGAACCUCUGAAGGAUCUAUACCUAGCUCCUAUUAAAAAAGAUACUAUAAGAGCGGACAUUGAAGAAGGAAAAAAGAAUGGUGAAGAGGUUGAGAAGGAAGUAACUAAAUUGGACCCCAGAGAUCAGAACCAUGAAACAAGCUGCAAAGAUGAUGCUACAGAAAACAACAUGAUAAAUGAAGAGGUCAAAAGUUCUGAUGUUGUUUCGGUGGAGCAGCAGUUAGCAACAACACCUUCCACCAAUGAGGCAGAAGCUAUGACCAUCAAGGAUGAGGCAGAAAAGGAUCUUGAUACUUCACCUACAACAAAUUCACCAGCAGAAGAAGCAGUCAAUGAGCCCAAGGAGGUCAGGCAGCUUGUGCCUAAAGAACCAAUCCAUGGAAUCCAUGAAACAAAUGAAGAUAAUAAAGGUGCUGCUGAAGAUAAAAAUGUAGUGGAAGAACUCAACAAAGCUGAGAACCCUAAUGAUACUUCUUCAAACUUGGUAUCAAAUCCAGGAGACAUUGAGGAAGACUUGCAUCCAAAAUAUCAGGAGGUUCCAACUAGUUACGCUGCCUCAUCUCCCACUGAGGCUUCACAUGAACAUGUACUAGAGAAAGAAGGCCACAUGACAGAGGAUGAAGAAAGGCACAGUUUGGUGAUUGUCAAGCAAGCAAACCAUGAAGUGAACCUACAAACAGAAGAAACAGAGGGAGAACCCAUCAAGGAUGAGGUUCAAGCAGAAGACAUUUUAUACAAGGAAGGAGAGAAGAUGAAUGAUUACAACAAUGUUCAAGAAACAACAUCUGGAAAUGAGGGAGGAGAAACCCCAGUUCAAGAACAGGAAGACAUGGUCCUUUUCUCAUUUGUUGAACAGGAAACUAGAGAGCAGAGUAUCAAAGCUAGCCCUAUGGAUCAUGAUACCACAUCUAAUUUGAUGAUUGAAGAGCAGAGCCUGCUCAAGGAAUAUGUUGGUGAAGAAACAGUUAAUAAGGCUCAUCAGGAUGAAAUAGAGGCAAAGAAGGUUGAUGAGAUAGCAACUGAAUUGGAGGCCAAAGAUAAGUGCCAAGUUUCAGUGGCUAUAGAAGAUCAGAUGGAAAAAAUUACCGAAAUAAAUGACAACCCAAAAUACGAAAUCUUAAAUGAAGAGGUGCGUGAGGGGCUUGAGAAAGCUGUUACAACUGAGAACAUGGAAAAACAAAAGAUGGAGGAAAACAGAACAGCCAAGGACCCUUGCCUCAUUUCAUUAGAAGGAGAAACAUACGAGGAGAACCAUCAUGAAGACGAAAAGGAGGGGGAAAUGGUCAAUGGUGUAGAAAUUAAACAGCAUCUUGAAGAUCAGAGUCAGGAAGAGUUGGCUGAAGAAGAUCUAGGAGACAAAGCAAAUGAAACAAAUAAAACCACAAACUUUCAAAUGUCACAUGAUGAGGUGUCUCUAGCAACUGAGAAAGGUGGAUCAAGUGAGAAAAUCGAUAAACAGAUCACAGAGGAUGAAGCUAUAAAGGAAUCCUUCCUGGCUGCUAUUGGAGAAGAAACAACCAAAAAGGCCCAUCCAGAAGAAAACAAGGAUGAACCAGAGGUUGAGAAGGAAGCAACAAAUUUGGACCCCAAAGAUCAGAAUCACGAAAGAAGCAGCAAAAAUGGUGCCAGAGAAAAACACAUUCUAAAUGAAGAGGUUAAGAGUUUUCAUUUUGUACCAAUGGACCAUGACUUAGAGACAACAGCUUCAACUGUUAAAAGGAUGGACAUUGUGACCAUGAAGGAGGAUACUGAUGUUUCAUCUACUACAAACCCAUCAGCCGAAGAAGCACCAGAUGGAGAAGCAGUCAAUGAAGCCCAGGAAGUCCCUCACCAUGAGCCUGAACUGAUUCAUGAAAGUAUCAUAACAAAAGAAGAGAACAUAGAAAGCGCUACAGAAGCUAAAAUUGUUGCAGAGGAAUUCAUUGCAGUUGGGAAGCUUAAGACAACCUCUUCAGACUUGGUAUCUAACCCAAGUAACAUUGGAGAAAAUUUACAUCCAAAAGAUCAAGAGGUGCCAAUCAAUAAGUCCAAUGCUUCAUCUCUCACUGAGGUUUUGCAAGAAAAAACACCAGAGAAAGAAGGCCAUAUGACAAAAGAAGAACGGAACAGUUUGGUGUUGAUCAAGCACAAAACAGGUGAAACAAGCCUAGCAACAGGAGAGAUGGAAGGGUAUCCCGUUAACAAUGAGGUUCCGGCGCAAGAAAUUUUGAAGAAGAAAGCUGAGAAGAUGAAUGACACUGAUAAAAAUAUAACACAUGGGGCAGGAGAAACUCCCAUUCCAGAACAGCAACAAAGGGCGAUUUUCUUAUCCAUUGAACAGGCCAUUGCAGAUAGUAGCUUCAGAGACAGCCCUGAAGUGCCUGAUACUACUGGUAACUUGGUGUUUGACAAGCAGAGCCAAGUAAAGACGAGUUUGAUGCAUGAAGUACAAAUCCAUGAAAAUGAAAAAACAGAAGGCACAAACUUAGAGAAUUCUGACAGCUUAAAUGAGAAGCUUUCCCUUUUAUCUGAUGCUCCAAACAAAGAGUUAUCCCAGAAAGCAGACAGUGUGAUGCUCCCAGAAGUCACUGAAAUCUCUCAAAACACUGAGAAGCUUGAAAAGGCACCGCAUGCAACAACUGAGGAGAGUACACAGAAAAAGAUAUCAACUGGACAGACAGAUAUUCCAUCAGUGCUACAACAUUCAAUCAGGAAAUCAAUAUGGGAAGAUGAAGAUCAGAGACAUGGAGAAGCACUAGGAACUGAAUCAAAAGAGAAAGCAGUAGAUUAUGGGGAAGAUAGUUUAAUGAAUGAUAUGGCUCAAGAAUUGUUGGACAUAGAUGAGGUUUCAUUAAGGGAUCUUCCAAUAUCCACAAAGGAAACCUCGCAUGUGGUUUCCAGCGACACCGAUAGCAUAACGAGUGAUGUGGCUGAAGAACUGUUGGACGUAGAUGAGGUUUCAUUAAGAGAUCUUCUAAUAUCCACAAAGGAAACCUCGCAUAUGGUUGCUGGCAACACAGACCCAACACCACCUGCCAACAAUGAAGAGCUGCAAAAUAAAGAGCAGCAAACCAUUCAAGGGUUAAAGGAAAAAAUAAUGGAAGAAGAGAUACAUGAGGGGCAUGAAGAAGAAGAAAAUGAUCACAAAAAGAUGCACUCAGGCUUCGAUCUGCCGGUCAUGCUGGAAGCCCCAAGACAUGCAGAUGUUAAGCCAGCCCACAAGAAAUCUCACAAUAUACUAUCCGGUGUAGGUUCCAAGGUCAUGCAUUCAAUUGCAAAACUAAAGAAGGCAAUCGCUUGUAACGUACCCCCUGCCGAAGCCACCAUUACCGAAAUAAGAGAGUGAGCAGCUAGGUGACAGUUCAAGAAGAGUUGGGACAGGCUUUCCGAUUGGAGAGAGUUUAUGUGGUUUGACUUGUAUACUGUAUUGUGAUGUUAAGAUAUCAGUACACAAGCUUUGAGUGUGGCUGGUAUAAUUUGUAUAUUGCCUUGCGUUGUUAAAAUAUCAGUAAAGAAGCUUGAGUGUGGCGUGAAGUUGUGCAGUUUGAGUAACAUAGAUUUUUCUUUUUUGUACAAAGUCAUGUAAAUGUGAAGAGUUCUUAUUUCAUUGUCAAUAAGAACAUAUCCUAUUUUAGUAUGUAAAUUCGUUAAGUGUUUGCAU